Lacerta agilis (Sand lizard) is the source of this 2248-nucleotide messenger RNA. It is a transcript of the gene S1PR5, whose product is annotated as sphingosine-1-phosphate receptor 5. Lineage: Eukaryota; Metazoa; Chordata; Lepidosauria; Squamata; Lacertidae. The coding region runs from base 181 to 1341 and encodes 386 amino acids. Gene Ontology annotation, cellular component: membrane. The record is from RefSeq and is a predicted model, not a curated record. The transcript has a single exon. Gene Ontology annotation, molecular function: sphingosine-1-phosphate receptor activity. Gene Ontology annotation, biological process: G protein-coupled receptor signaling pathway.
UAAUGGAAAGAGUCUGCUAGUGAUGUGAUGGACGUGUUAACUACUGAUGAAAAUUAAUCUCAUUUGUGAAAUGCCAACUUCUCCGGCGUGGGGCGUGCGCAAGACUGGCACAGCAUGAUGGUAAGGACUAUGCCGUGCUAUGCGAACCAAUGAAACUGAAGGCGGAGAGGUGUCCAUGGGAUGGAAUUUGCCAGCAUGGAGACCCCACGCUCUCUGGGCCAGAUCUACCGAGAGUACCACAACAACAAUGUGAUUUCUUUGCACUACAACUACACAGGCAAGCUCCAUGGCAGCAAAUACAAGGGCAGUCUCAAGGCGGAUGCCAUUGUGUUCCUGGUGGUGUGCGCCUUCAUUGUGGUGGAGAACCUCGUGGUCCUGCUGGCUAUCUGGAGGAACAAGAAGUUUCACUUGCCCAUGUACUACCUGAUUGGGAACUUGACCCUGUCGGACCUGCUUGCUGGCGUGGCCUACACUGCCAAUAUCGUCAUGUCCGGGCCCAACACCCUUAAGCUCACCCCUGUGCAGUGGUUUCUGCGGGAAGGUGGGGUCUUUGUCACGCUGGCUGCCUCUGUCCUCAGCCUCCUUGCAAUUGCCAUCGAGCGCCAUGUCACGAUGGUCCGCAUGAGACUCUACCACGGGGACAAGAAAGGGCGGAUGUUCCUGCUGGUGGGGGCCAGCUGGCUGGCCUCCAUCUUGCUCGGGGUGCUGCCGAUCCUGGGCUGGAACUGCAUCGAAAACCUCCCCGAGUGUUCCACGCUGUUGCCCCUCUAUUCUAAACAUUACGUCCUCUUCUGCAUCACUGUUUUCCUGGCCAUCCUGGUCUCCAUUGUGGUGCUCUAUGCCCGCAUCUACCGCAUGGUCAAGUUCAAUGGGCAGCGGCUGGGUAGCCUCCGCAAAGGCAUGCUCAAGAAGUCCCAGAAGUAUAUGGCCCUGCUGAAGACGGUGACCAUCGUGGUGGGCACUUUCAUUGCCUGCUGGCUACCCCUCUUCCUCCUCCUGUUGUUGGACGUUGCCUGCCAAGCCCAGGCCUGCAGCGUGCUCUACAAAGCAGACUAUUUCCUGGCCCUGGCGAUGAUUAACUCCCUCCUGAAUCCCAUCAUUUACACCCUGACCAGUAAGGACAUGAGACGGGCCAUUCUCAAGUUGCUCUGCUGCUUGCUGGUGGUCACUCCCGGCACGGAGGAGAGCCGGGCCAAGCGCUUUGGUCUCCCUAUACUGGAGGGCAGCACCAGCAAAUCAGAGCGCUCGUCGCACCAGCAGGAGGGGCCUAAUGUUAGCAUGUCACUUGGGAACAGCACCCCCAAAGCAAUCAAGGCAAUGGUGCUGAAGGCCGUCUACUGAAGGCCUUUGGUUAUCUUGCCCCAGCGGCCAGUAGUGGGGUAUGAGUGGCCAGGGGUCAAGCAGGGGGCUACGGGUUCAAGUCCCAGCAGAGUGGGAUCAGGCCCUGAAUGGAAAUGCUGCGGCAGAUCUUGGGAGGAAACCUAGGCAGGGCUAGCAGGUAAACCAGGAGACUUGAGGAGCGGACAAGGAAGCAGGGGUGUCCUAGUACUUGGCACCCAAACCAAAUCUGGUUCUUGCCCAGGCAAAGACUGAUUUGGAACCCUGGUAGCUGGGCCAAGCUGCCUUGGUGGCUGGAUCUUAUUGAGCACCUAGAAUGAUAACAAAAUCCAGUUACUUCCAUCCUGUAGCCUAAAGUAGUUCAUCACAAGAUCAGGAGGCCCACCCUUCUAGUCCUUGCUGCUCCUGUGCAAAAUCAAGGCCCCCAAAUCCAUAGAAACUACCCUUCCCUCCACCAAGGUCUUGCUAGAACUAGAGUGCCCUGGAGAGAUAUGAAGAUAGAGAUAGGCAAGAGCUCUUUUGGAGAACAUCAGUGGCUUCUUUUUGAAAGAAAACACCACCUUUGUGCCGUUUUCUCUCUCUGUGAUGCUGACGCCAACCUGCCCGUUUCUACAGUAUGUCCCAGCCUCCACCCCCAGGGGCUGGUCCUCCUAAUACCUUCAUACUGAUCACUUAGUCCUUCAUGAUGCUGAUAAAAAGUGGUGGAAAGACAGAUCUAAUUCAUUAUAGUGCUAUUGAGGGCCGAGACUAACCGAGCCUGGAAUCCAGACCCCAUGAAAUGGUGGUCUACUUGUACAUGUAUAGGUUCAGUGUCUUUAGACAGACAUACAAGUGCACUGCAUAUCCUUGUAUGUGAGCUUAUGUUGAUGAUGCCAUUAAAUUAUGUCUCUUUGGGCCAAAAACUGAUCCC